AUGACCGAACACAUUGACAGUAACCGACUUAAUAGUGAUCUUCGUUAUCGUUUUGAAUAUUUAUCAAAAUUUUUAAAUUUUACAUCAGAUGAUAUUGCUAUGCUUAAUACAUUUGCGCCAAUACUUUUUCCGCGUAUACCUGUUAUAACCGAUACUGUUUAUAGAAAAUUAUUUUCAUUUGAUAUUACAAAGCAUUAUUUUUUAAUUAAUAAUGAAGGUUUUGAAGGUUUUGUUCCGAAAAAACAUGGUAAUAUAACAUUAGAAUCAGCCCAAAUGACAUUUCGUAAAGAUAUGUUAAGUAUGUAUUUAAAACGUGUAUUAACACAACGUGAAUGGAAUGAUACGUUUCUUCAAUAUUUAUCUCAUAUUGGAAAGAUGCAUACACAAAAAGCUGGUUCAUUAUCAAUUAAUGUUGAUUAUAUACAUAUAAAUGCAUUGCUUGGUUAUUUAGAACAUUUACUUAUUGACGUUUUAUGGAAUGCAGAUAAUAUUGAUGAUAAGACACGACAAGCCAUUGUAAUGGCAAUAAAUAAGUUUUUUUGGAUACAAAAUGAUUUUUUUACAAUGCACUAUUUAACAGCAUGGAAAGAAACUUCAACAUCAAAUGAAACAUCAGUGAAAAAAAGCAAAUAUUGUUUUUUGUCCGAGACUCAAUCAAGUACAUCAUCGCGUCGUACUAGUUCAAUUAGUUCUCAUAUGGCAUCUGCUAAUGCACGACUACGACGUAGUAGUAUUGUUACUGGACGACAAUCAUCAAUUAUCGAUACAAAUGAAACUAAACAAGCUAAACAACAAACACCAGUUAAAAUACUUGUUGUUAAUGGCAAAUGUUCUGAAAUAUUUAAAUCAACAUUAGAAGAUUGUGUUGAAGAAUGUAUAUUAGAAUUUGCAGGUGAAAAUUCAAUUUAUGUACCAAGAUCAGGACAAGCUAAACAAAUACCAACUAGUAAUAAACAAACAUUUUCUUCGAAAGAACCUAGUUCUAAUGUAUAUCAACCUACGAAAUCGAACCGUCGAAGAAGUUCAGUUAAUCAAUUUAAUUUGCCACAAAUUGGAGGAAUGCGUACUAGUCAAGCUAGUAAUUUUUCAUUAUCUAAUACAUCUCUAACAAUAACAUCGGCAUCACGUAUGCGUCAUCAAUUAGUUCAACAAAAAUUUUCUCUUGCCGAAGAUAUUUCUGAAGAAUCAACUGAUCUUCAAACAACACUUGAACAAGUACAAAAUCCUGUAACAACUGAAUCUGAUGCUGAACAUCCACAUAUAUCUCAAGAUGAAACAGUAACUCGUCAAUCGAAUAAUGAUACAUCAUCUCAAUCAUAUUUAAAUUCUCAUCGAAAACCUCCAUCAGCUCAAACUCAUAUACCAUAUCGUGAUCGUCAAAAGGAUUAUCGUUUAUCUGAUUUAGUAAUGUUGGGACCUGAAUAUUUUUCUAAUGUGUUUAAUCUUCCGCGUACAUCACGCUAUGCUACGCAAACAACAACUAAGCAACGUUCAAGUACUCAGCAAGGACAUAAUAAACUAGCUGAUAAAUCUAAUGAACUUGAUCGAAUAAAACAAGAUCUAUUUCAUCGAUAUUUAUGGACACAAAAACCGCAAGUAUCAUGUCGUAUUCGUCCUACAUCAACCUAUACACGUAGUACAACAUUUGUCAUUUAA
This is a messenger RNA of Rotaria sp. Silwood2, 1656 nucleotides long. The record is from the annotation of a GenBank genome assembly. Lineage: Eukaryota; Metazoa; Rotifera; Eurotatoria; Philodinida; Philodinidae.